Acanthopagrus latus (yellowfin seabream) is the source of this 4081-nucleotide messenger RNA. It is a transcript of the gene wdr44, whose product is annotated as WD repeat domain 44. NCBI's taxonomy places the organism in Eukaryota, Metazoa, Chordata, Actinopteri, Spariformes, Sparidae. Gene Ontology annotation, molecular function: protein binding. Bases 493 to 3216 code for a protein of 907 amino acids. The transcript has 20 exons. The record is from RefSeq and is a predicted model, not a curated record.
AGAAGAGCGGCUGUCUGAGCCCCGCCCUUUGACUCACCUCGUUUAGAUGUAUUUUUUGUGUUACUGGUUUGUUUAUGACGCGGUUCACUGGCCCCGUUAGCUUGACAGUUGUCCAAGUGUACGCUGUUGUUAUAAAAACGCGCCUUUCGAUGUCUGCUCUCCUGUUAGGUACUGCACCGUUUACGGGAGAGAUUUAAAACAGUGCAGAAAAGCUAGUUAGCACUAGGCGUUGGUCAAUCGUAGGACCAGAUUACAUUUGUUAGCCUAGCAUUUGGGCUAGCGUACUGUAACGUUAUGACGUGACGCUGGGCAGGAAAGUGGUUGUUGGACGACACCUGGGCCAAGUGCUUUACAUUAAAAGAUAAAUCUGGAGAAAGCAGCGGAGGGAGAGGGUCGGGCACAUGCGCGUAACGCCUCCACUCGCAGGUUAGGCUUUUAGACAGCUGCCUGGCGACGAACUUUGACGAGCUAGCGGGCUAAAUUCGCGUUAGCAUGGCGUCAGAUACAAGUGACACCGAGGAAUUCUUUGAUGCUCCCGAGGACGUUAAUUUCACGCCAUCUCCAAAAGUGUCACCUGCAAAGUUUGUCAUUCCUUCACCCAAGCUUUCGCAGAGGUCAGUAAACGCUGCACAAGAUGUGAGCUGUGGAGUGGCUGCAUCAGAGACUCAACAAGAUGAUUCCCUACUGAUCAUUGAUAGCAUCAUCGAGGAGAGUCAGAAGGGAAGUGCCGCCGAUGUUGGUGAGGUGGCCCAGCUGUUAGAUCAGCUACAUGUCGAUGUUAGAGCAGACCCGGAGCCACAGGAAGAAAAUAAUGCUCAGGAAGUUCGUGCGGAGUCAGCAGCAUCAGCCCUCGAACCUCAGCUUGCUGAGAGGCCAGAGGAAAGUGCCGCAACAAACAGAGCGUGUUCCAUACCUGCCCCUGAACCCACAGAAUCUCCAGGCCCAUCAAUUGGGCCGCAAGAAGGUGUUCAGCCCCCAGACAUCACAAGCACUGUAGGACAGAGUCAGCCGGGUGGGGCUGUUGCAGUUGCAGAAGAGGGUCAGGAGCAAAGGCCUGCAGACAUCUUAGAUCAGAUCCCACUCACAGACAGUCAGGCUGAUUCGGACUCCUCUGGGCCUUCAAAACCCCCACGUCAGUUCACAGUGGAACCAGACAUUGUAGCCAGCACCAAGAAGCCUCCUCCCUCACGCCCACCCCCGCCCAGUGGAGGUCCUCCACCAAGACCGCCUCCACCCUCUUGGCAGAGUCUGCCUUCCAGGAAGUCGCAGGAGUGUCUGAGGCUGAGUGGACUUGAAGUGUCUGCGGUCAGUGGCGAUGCACUGGAGCCCUCCGGCCUGGUGUCCCCUAGCAGCACAGUGAGGAGUCUAACCAAAGAGCUGCAGCAUUCCCUGGAUCUUGCCAGCGCCACAAGUGGGGACAAAGUGGUGACGGCACAGGAAAAUGAGGAUGAACAGGCCUCGUCUGAGAGCGGAGGACAAACUCCAGGCCCUCAGCGUCCGCGCUCUAACUCUGGUAGAGAACUGACAGACGAAGAAAUCCUGGCCAGUGUGAUGAUCAAGAAUCUGGACACCGGGGAAGAGAUCCCUCUAAUCCAGGCAGAGGAGAAACUUCCUGCAGGGAUUAACCCCCUCACUCUGCACAUAAUGAGGAGGACCAAGGAGUACAUCACGAAUGACGCAGCACAGUCAGAUGAUGAUGACAAGUCUCAGCCUCCACUGACAGACACUGACGGUGGAAAACUGAAACAAAAAACAACCCAGUUUAAGAAAUUCCUCGGCAAGUCUGUGAAGAAAGCCAAGCAUCUCGCUGAGGAGUAUGGAGAGAAGGCAGUCAACAAAGUGAAAAGUGUGCGCGAUGAAGUGUUCCAUACAGAUCAGGAAGAUCCGUCAUCGAGCGACGAUGAGGGCAUGCCUUACACGAGGCAGGCUAAGUUCAAGGCAGCACACAGCUUCAAGGGCCCCUUUGACUUUGAUCAGAUUAAGGUGGUGCAGGACCUGAGUGGAGAGCACAUGGGCGCCGUUUGGACGAUGAAGUUCUCUCACUGCGGGAGGCUGCUGGCAACUGCUGGCCAAGAUAAUGUGGUCCGCAUCUGGGUCUUAAAGACUGCCUUCGACUACUUCAAUAACAUGAGAUUAAAGUACAACACUGAAGGUCGAGUUUCACCUUCUCCUUCUCAGGAAAGUUUAUGCUCUUCAAAAUCCGAUGAUCCCGGGGCAAGUUGUAUUCCCGAAGACCCAGAGACAGAAGAUAGAAAUGCCCCUUUUCGUCAAGUCCCAUUCUGCAAGUAUAAAGGUCAUACGGCUGAUCUGUUGGACUUAUCAUGGUCAAAGAACUUUUUCCUGCUCUCCUCCUCCAUGGAUAAAACAGUCCGAUUAUGGCACAUAUCCAGGAGAGAGUGUCUCUGCUGCUUUCAGCACAUUGACUUCGUCACAGCCAUUGCGUUCCAUCCCAGAGAUGACAGAUACUUUUUAAGCGGCUCUCUGGAUGGAAAGCUACGGCUCUGGAACAUUCCGGACAAGAAGGUGGCGCUGUGGAACGAGGUGGACGGCCAAACACGCCUCAUCACUGCAGCUAACUUCUGCCAAAAUGGGAAGUACGCUGUCAUCGGCACCUAUGAUGGACGAUGCAUCUUCUAUGACACAGAGCGUCUGAAAUACCACACUCAGAUUCACGUGAGGUCCACCAGAGGCAGAAACAAAGUUGGACGCAAAAUCACCGGCAUUGAACCUUUACCUGGAGAGAAUAAGAUUCUGGUGACCUCAAAUGAUUCCCGCAUUCGCCUUUAUGACCUGAGGGACUUGUCUCUAUCCAUGAAAUACAAAGGUUAUGUCAACAGCAGCAGUCAGAUCAAGGCGAGCUUCAGUCAUGACUACUCCUUCAUAGUCAGUGGAUCAGAGGAUAAGUACGUGUACAUCUGGAGCACUUACCAUGACCUUAGCAAAUUCACAUCAGUACGACGGGACCGCAAUGACUUCUGGGAGGGGAUUAAAGCACACAAUGCGGUGGUCACCUCAGCGAUCUUUGCACCCCACCCCGGCCUUAUUGUUCCACAAGAAACUGGAGCAGAGAAACCAGAAGCAGAAUGCAAGAGCCUGGACUCGGAAGACUCUGAAACGAUACCCUCAGGAGCCCUUAAGACAGAUCACACUGAGGUUCUACUCUCUGCUGACUUCACUGGAGCAAUCAAGGUUUUUAUCAAUGUAAAAAAGUACUGAGCACUUGAGAGGCUGUCAUCUCCUCACAUCCAGGCCUUUCUGUCGGAGUUCAGUCCUGCAGCUGAAGGACAGCCCGUCAAGAGCCAUCCAACGCUACCCACUGGCUAACGCUCCGAGUCGAAGAGCCGUCUGUAGCUUUUUUUUUUUUCGGGAGAACAGGGACCUUAAAAUAGAAGAUGAGGGAAAAGGGUGGAAGGACUGUAAAAACAGACGAGGUGUUAUUUACUGUCACGUUUCUAUUUUUUAUCUUUAAUACCAAGCAACUGUGAAUGGUUUGGCAUUAAGAGAAAAAAAGAGCCAGAAUGCCAAGUGUGUGUGGUUUGAGCAGAACUGACAUCUGUUCGUGUAAAUUUACAGCUGUAUGGGUAUAGCUAGAAAGGCUAUUUGUAACAGUAUGAGCACCUUACUACUUUCUUUUGCUCCCAUAUUUCAGAAGAAUUUCCUCUUAGUAGUGCAAGACACUGUCCUAAUGUCAGUCACAGAUUUUAAAUGUGUCAUGUGUAAAGAGGUGUUACCAUUUGUCCUGAAAGCAAGGUGGUUUGAAAUGUUAUUUACGAGUUAUUUGUGCCUACAGAAUCUAGACCGCUUUUCUAAAAUUUCAACUUCUGAAGCUUUCGUCUCAAAGUCUGUCAAACAUUUCAGUAGAUCUGUCUACGGUUACUAAUGGUUAGGGCUGGGUAUCUUAUUUUUUUCAGAAACAAUACUGGCUCUUAAGUACUUUUGAUAAACUUUUGUUCAAUGAAAGCACAUUUCAUUAUAAUAUUAGUACUGUAAAUCUAGUGUUUAACAUUGCGUACUUACUGCUUUUGUAAACAGAACCAAAUGCUCUAUUAAUUUCCUCAAUAAAAAUCCCCACAAACUUGAA